Molecule: messenger RNA, 2693 nt
Organism: Aspergillus ibericus CBS 121593
Lineage: Eukaryota; Fungi; Ascomycota; Eurotiomycetes; Eurotiales; Aspergillaceae
Product: 40S ribosomal RACK1 domain-containing protein
Exons: 9
Coding region: 58-2460 (800 amino acids)
Biological process (GO): protein-FAD linkage; rescue of stalled cytosolic ribosome; positive regulation of protein phosphorylation
Cellular component (GO): mitochondrion; nucleus; cytosol
Molecular function (GO): translation regulator activity; ribosome binding; protein kinase C binding
Source: RefSeq, a predicted model, not a curated record
ACCUCGUUGUCAAUCCCUAGACUUCACCGCCGGCCACUGCGACAAUUACCAUUGACAAUGGGGGCGUCCCGUCUCACCAUGCGGUCUCUCCUCGGCCUUCUUUUCCUCUUGUUCGUUCAGCUCACCUCCGCCCUGAAAUUCGACCUCUCUGCCGUGAGCGGGAAGAAUGAGCGAUGUAUACGCAACUUUGUUUUUAAGGACCAGCUCGUGGUCGUCACGGCUAUUGUGAGCGGGAACAAGGGUGAUGGACAGGUCGUCAACAUGCAUAUCAAGGAUGCAUUGGGUAAUGACCACGGCCGCCCCAAGGAUAUUGAGGGCGAGACUCGCCAGGCGUUCACUUCUCCCGCCGAUACUGCCUUCGACGUCUGUUUCGAUAACCAGCUCACCACUCGUAAAGCUAUUGCCAACCCUUACAAAUCCAUUGAACUUGAUGUCGACAUCGGUGCCGAUGCCCGUGACUGGUCCAGCAUCCAGGUUCAGGAGAAGCUCAAGCCUGUUGAGACUGACCUCCGUCGUAUCGAGGAAAUGGUGGCCGAGAUUGUCAGCGAGAUGGAGUACCUGCGGGCUCGCGAGCAGAAGCUGCGCGACACCAACGAGAGCACGAACGAGCGUGUGAAGUGGUUCGCUUUCGGUACUAUGGGCAUGCUGGUUGGAUUGGGCGCUUGGCAGGUAGUUUAUCUGAGGGCUUACUUCAGCUCGGUUGUUCGUCGAAACGAAGUCAACCAAAACGAUCGCGCGCCGUCCACGGCCCCAGAGCAUCGCAAGAACCAGACGAACAAGCCUCCUAAUCCCAAUGUGCCUAAUACCACUUCCACCAUGACCAAGGAUUUCCCCAAGGUGGGUGCGAAGUCGGCACCCCCGGAGCUUUUGAACUCGGUCGACCCGAACUACAAGCCGGCGGAUCCUUACCCCGGAAAAGUCGAGCACUUUACCGGAGGUAGACAGGAAACUGGGGCCCAGAAGCCGGAACUCGGAGUCGGUGAGAUGGAGGGUAUCACCUUCAAGGUUGAGCCCCUGCGUCGGACUGGCGAGGAUGUGACUACCAUGAGGGCUCGGUUGUUGUACCAGAGCCGCAAGCGCGGUAUCCUUGAGUCUGAUCUUCUGCUGUCUACGUUCGCCAAUGUCUACCUGGCUGAGAUGAGCAAGGAGCAGUUGCAGGAGUACGACCGGUUCCUUGACGAGAAUGACUGGGACAUUUACUACUGGGCCACGCAGGACCCUCCGGCUGAAGGUGCUGAGGGCGCCGCCUCGUCUACCGAAUCGGGUGCUCAGGAUACGCCCACGGAGACCUGGAAGCGUACUGGAGCCAAGAGCGGCGAGUGGGCGCAGACAGUUGGCGCUUUCAAGGCUGCAUACCGGCCCGUUCCGUCACGAUGGGCCGACUCGGAUGUGCUGCGACUGCUGCGCGAGCAUGUGCGGGAUAACAGUGCCACCGGAUUCCAAGCUGCGAAGAACAAGAGGACGGGGGGCGCUGGACUGGGACGGAUGCCGAAUGUUCAAGUACUCAUCAUGGCUGAGCAGCUGGUCCUUCGCGGUACCCUUGAGGGUCACAAUGGCUGGGUUACCUGCCUGGCUACCUCUCUGGAGAACCCCAACAUGCUGCUCUCCGGCAGUCGCGACAAGACCCUGAUCAUCUGGAACCUGACCCGCGACGAGCAGGCCUACGGUUACCCCAAGCGCAGCCUUGAGGGUCACUCUCACAUCGUCUCUGACUGUGUGAUCUCCUCCGACGGUGCCUACGCUCUGUCCUCCUCCUGGGACAAGUCCCUCCGCCUGUGGGAGCUCUCCACUGGUGAGACCACCCGGACCUUCGUCGGCCACACCAACGACGUUCUCUCCGUUUCCUUCUCCGCCGACAACCGCCAGAUUGUCUCCGCUUCCCGUGACCGCUCCAUCAAGCUCUGGAACACCCUUGGUGACUGCAAGUUCACCAUCACCGAGAAGGGCCACACCGAGUGGGUUUCCUGCGUGCGCUUCAGCCCCAACCCUCAGAACCCCGUCAUCGUCUCCGCUGGUUGGGACAAGCUUGUGAAGGUUUGGGAGCUCGCUUCCUGCCGUCUCCAGACCGACCACAUCGGUCACACCGGCUACAUCAACGCCGUCACCAUCUCCCCCGAUGGAUCCCUCUGCGCCUCCGGUGGCAAGGACGGCACCACCAUGCUCUGGGAUCUCAACGAGUCCAAGCACCUCUACUCCCUCCACGCCGGUGACGAGAUCCACGCCCUCGUCUUCUCCCCCAACCGUUACUGGCUCUGCGCUGCCACCUCCAGCAGCAUCACCAUCUUCGACCUCGAGAAGAAGAGCAAGGUUGACGAGCUCAAGCCCGAGUACAUCGAGAAGGGCAAGAAGAGCCGCGAGCCCGAGUGUGUCAGCUUGGCCUGGAGCGCUGACGGCCAGACCCUGUUCGCCGGUUACACCGAUAACAAGAUCCGUGCUUGGGGUGUCAUGUCGAGGGCAUAGACGGGUUCGGAAAAAAACCGCGUUGUGAGAGGAACUUUUUAAACCAUACCUUAAACAAGAUAACUUACUCAUUUCUGUUUUUUAUUCCAUCAUCUUUUUUCCACACACAUACACACACACUCAAAAAUGGGCUGGCAUUGGUUGGGAUCUAUGAGACCAUGAGCAAAAUGAAGUAAUCCCCGAGGUUAUCCGUUCCCCGCCCCCCUGGCCGACAGGUGGGGCGCGGGGGAGGG